AUGGGCAAACCAAAGCGCAACGUCCUCGCCGCCGCCGAAGAGACUCUAACACCUCCCACCACCCUCAACCCCAACCAAUCCCUUGUCCGCGUCGUCAAUGCCGAAGGAAACAAUCUGUACACCUGCGAGUUGCCCAACCGCAAGACCGUGCUGCUGGAGCUUGCGCAGCGCUUCCGCAACACAAUCUGGAUAAAGCGUGGCGGCUAUGUGCUGGGCGAGCGAUAUGAAGAAGGCUCAGGCGAUACCCGUGCCCGUGGCGAGAUUGUGAACGUAGUUCGGGACGAGAGGCUCUGGCGAAAGCAGGCCUAUUGGCCCAAGGAAUUCUCCAAAAUCACAAGUCAUCCUGGCGACCACGAAGACGACUCUACGGUCGGAAAGAUGCCGCCGAGCGAUUCUGAAGAAGAAUGA
Messenger RNA from Metarhizium album ARSEF 1941, 408 nucleotides. Its product is annotated as Nucleic acid-binding, OB-fold-like protein. Gene Ontology annotation, molecular function: translation initiation factor activity; RNA binding. Gene Ontology annotation, biological process: translational initiation. The transcript has 2 exons. Gene Ontology annotation, cellular component: nucleus. NCBI's taxonomy places the organism in Eukaryota, Fungi, Ascomycota, Sordariomycetes, Hypocreales, Clavicipitaceae. The coding region runs from base 1 to 408 and encodes 135 amino acids. The record is from RefSeq and is a predicted model, not a curated record.